Amorphotheca resinae ATCC 22711 is the source of this 1062-nucleotide messenger RNA. RefSeq lists its product as hypothetical. The transcript is spliced from 2 exons. Lineage: Eukaryota; Fungi; Ascomycota; Leotiomycetes; Helotiales; Amorphothecaceae. The record is from RefSeq and is a predicted model, not a curated record. The annotation marks the transcript as partial.
GAUGGCUUUGGCAUUGGUUACUACACCGACCCCAAACUUGGCCCAGAGCCCUGCAUCUUCACUUCCACCACCCCAGCCUGGAACUGCAUAAAUUUGCAACGAAUAGCCUCCAAGACAGCUUCGCCCUUGAUCUUCGCCCACGUUCGUGCAACCACCGAAGGUGCCCUCAGCGACGCGAACUGCCAUCCCUUUUCCCACGGAAGUCUAAUGUGGAUGCACAAUGGCGGACUUGGGGGAUGGAAAUACAUCAAGAGACGUCUCGGUGAGCGACUAGCCGAUAAGUGGUACCUGGGCGUGCAGGGCGGAACAGACAGCGAAUGGGCUUUCGCCUUGUACCUUGACACACUGGAGAGAAUGGGCCACAAUCCGUCUUCACCACCUCCCGAGGGGUUUGGCCCUACUGUUCUCAGGCAGUGCAUGUUGAAGACAAUAAGACAGAUUAACGAUUUCAUUGCCGAAAUUCCACCACAGAUUGUCGAGGAAGAGAACGUGGAUACUAGGAGUUUGCUGAAUUUUGCGGUUUCAGAUGGACAUAGUGUGGUAUGCACGAGGUACGUCAGUAGUAAGACUGACGAGGCAGCCAGUCUUUACUAUUCAUCGGGUACCACAUGGGAGGAUAGAAGCAAAAAAGGAGAAUACCAGAUGGAUCGACGGGAUAAGGGGGCAGAUGUUGUUCUCGUUGCCAGCGAACCCUUAACUUUUGAACGAGAAUCUUGGGUAACCGUCCCUACAAACUCCACCUUAACAAUCCACAAACAAACCGUCAUGGUGCACCCUAUAAUCGACGAAUACUACAGCUACAAUCCCUAUCACUCUCGCUCUUCUAAAUUCGUUCAAGACAAAGGGCUGGUCACCAACGAAAAAGGAGGCAAUGCAUCUUCUCGCAGUCUCAGUCCUGCCACCACCCCCGGAAUCUCUCAAUCCAACGAAAGCAAACGACUCGGCCAGCAUCACCUCCACGGCCCCUCUCAUCUCCAUGAUUCUAUUGAUUCUAUCGACUUGCCCUUCAUUCCGCCAUCGUUAUCCAUGACCCCGGAACCCUUACCGCUGUGCGAGAACUAG